Messenger RNA from Strongyloides ratti, 1371 nucleotides. RefSeq names its product Protein of unknown function DUF1682 family-containing protein. The coding region runs from base 1 to 1371 and encodes 456 amino acids. The record is from RefSeq and is a predicted model, not a curated record. Gene Ontology annotation, molecular function: calcium ion binding. Gene Ontology annotation, biological process: endoplasmic reticulum calcium ion homeostasis. Lineage: Eukaryota; Metazoa; Nematoda; Chromadorea; Rhabditida; Strongyloididae. The transcript has a single exon. Gene Ontology annotation, cellular component: endoplasmic reticulum.
AUGAGAUACUCAUUCAUAUUAUUACUGGUAUUACUACUAUUUUUAUGCAAAAGUACAUUAUCUGAUGUUUAUGAUAAUUUAGAGGACAAUGAAUUUGCAGAAUUUGAAGAAAAUUUUGAAGAAAAAGUUGUAGUUGAGGAAAGUACACCUAUGCCUAGUAUAAAAAAGGAAAAAGAAUUAGUUAAUGAUUUUUUAGAGGAUGAUUUUACACAUAUAGAUGAUACUACUAAUUUUGAUAUUAAUGAUGAAAAUAAAUUAGAAGAUCUUGAUAAACUUAAUACUGAUGAUAAAACUGCGAAUGCUCCAAAACCAUUGAAAUUUGCUGAUGUUCCAACACAUUUAAAAUCAAAUUGGAAAACAUAUCAAAUAGAAAUUUUAAUGAUGGUUUUACUAUUUAUAUAUUCUGUAAAUUUUAUUAUUGGAAUGUCAAAAAAUAAUUCAAUUGCCCAUAAAUGGUUUGAAGUUACAAGGCCAUUAUUAGAAACAAAGUUUGCUUUAGUUGGUGAUGAUGGAGUGUCUGAAGAUCCUGUUGGUGGUGUUAUGAUAAAACAAACAGAAUGUUCUUAUCUAGUAUAUUGUAGUGGGCGUUUAGGAUGUACAGGAAUGAUGUGUGAAAUUAAAUUAAUCAAAAGACAAGAUUUACUUGGAGUUAUACAAAAUAUAAUGGGACCUAAAAAUGAUAAAGUUAUAAUGAAAACAGAUCUUAUUAAAGGAGAAAUUGAACCAAUUAUAUUUUGUAUUGGUAACAGAAAAUCUGUUGCAAAACAAGUUAAAGAAUCAGAAGAUUUAAAUACAUUUACAUCUGAUAGAAAAUAUUCUGAUAGAUUUGGUUUAUCUAAAAAUUUUGCCAUUUUUACAGAAUUAAACGAAGUUAUUCAAAAUUUGAUGGAUAAUAAUAUGUGUGAAUAUUUAAAAAAAUAUGAAAAAUACAUAGAUUAUAUACAUGUUUCUGAUCAAUAUACAGGACCAGCUUUACAAGAAGGUGAAGUUUACACUAAAAUGCCAGAAGCGGAAGUUAUAUGUACAAUUUCACUUAACAUUAUAGAUCAAAUAAAUGACAUUGAACUCACUAAUGAAAUUAUGUCUUUCGCUUUUAAUGUAAUAGAAAAAGUUAAAAAAUUAAAACUUUCAAGAGAAGGGAAAUCCAAAGUUGAUAAAAAUAGAGCAGCAGUUGAAGCUAAAUUUUUAAAAAUGACUCAUCAACAAAGACAAGAGGCUGCGCAACUAAAGAAAGAUGCCAAAAUUAAGGAAAGAAAAGAAAGAAUAAUGAAUGAAGAAGAUCCGGUAAUACAAAGAAGAUUACAAAAAGCAGAAGAAAAGAGGGAAGCAAAAGCUAGAGCUCCUAAAAUGAAAACUAUUAAAAUGAAGUAG